Spinacia oleracea (spinach) is the source of this 2140-nucleotide messenger RNA. RefSeq names its product asparagine--tRNA ligase, cytoplasmic 1. NCBI's taxonomy places the organism in Eukaryota, Viridiplantae, Streptophyta, Magnoliopsida, Caryophyllales, Amaranthaceae. Gene Ontology annotation, molecular function: asparagine-tRNA ligase activity; nucleic acid binding; ATP binding. Gene Ontology annotation, cellular component: mitochondrion. The record is from RefSeq and is a predicted model, not a curated record. Gene Ontology annotation, biological process: asparaginyl-tRNA aminoacylation. The transcript has 6 exons. Bases 149 to 1864 code for a protein of 571 amino acids.
CCAACCAAACGUCCCCUUAUUCUAGCUAUAGGAAAACGUCAUCUCAAACAAAAAAAAACAAAAAAAAAGAGGGGAGUAGGGGUUUACACUUUUAGCAGAGGGCACAGUGAGCCACUGAGGGCAUUCCACACAAGAAUCCACAUUCUCCAUGGCGGAACACUUGACACUACCGCCGCCAACAACAGAAAUGUCCAACGCCACUCUUACCGACACACCACCAUCCACCCUACCACUAGCCCGCUUCUCAAAGCGCGUCCCAAUCGCCUCCAUCCUCAACCGCCCCGACGGCGGCGCCUCCCUCGCUGGACAAACUGUCGUCAUCGGAGGGUGGGUUCGUACCGGCAGAGAACAAGGAAAAGGUGCGUUCGCCUUCCUUGAACUCACCGAUGGUUCGUGCGCCGCCAAUCUCCAAGUCAUGGUCGACGCUGCGGUUUACGAUUUGAGCCAAAUUAUUCACACUGGUACAUCUGUUUCUCUCUCCGGCACCCUUAAGACGCCGCCUGAAGGUACCAGGCAGAAGAUUGAACUUAGGGUUGAUAAAGUCUUGGAAUUGGGUCCUGCUGAUCCUUCUACUUAUCCUUUGCCUAAAACUCGGCUUACACUUGAGUUUCUGCGCGAUCGUUUGCAUCUCCGACCUCGAACUAACCUGAUAUCUGCUGUUAGCCGAAUUCGGAAUGAACUUGCAUAUGCAACUCAUGUAUUUUUCCAAGAGCAUGGUUUUCUGUACUUGCAUACACCCAUCAUCACCACUAGUGAUUGUGAGGGUGCAGGUGAGAUGUUUCAAGUCACAACGUUGAUAAACGAGACAGAAAAGGUGGAGAAAGAGUUGAAGGAAAACCCAGCUCCAUCAGAAGCUGACAUUGAAGCAGCAAAGCUUGUUGUUCAGGAAAAAGGGGAAGCUGUUAAGAAACUUAAGGAAGAUAAGGCAAGCAAAGAGGAAAUUAAGGCUGCUGUUACACUAUUAACUAAAGCUAAAGAGGAUCUUGCCAAGUUGGAAGAGAGAGCUAAGCUUAAACCUGGGCUUCCCAAAAAGGAUGGGAAAAUAGAUUAUUCGCAAGACUUCUUUGCUCGUCAGGCAUUCUUGACGGUUUCAGGACAACUGCAAGCUGAAUCUUUUGCAUGUGCCCUUGGUAGCGUUUACACAUUUGGGCCGACAUUUCGUGCUGAGAACUCCCAUACUUCCAGGCAUCUUGCUGAGUUUUGGAUGCUGGAGCCAGAAAUGGCAUUUGCAGAUCUUGAGGAUGAUAUGAACCUCGCAGAGGCAUAUGUACAAUUUGUUUCUCAGCGGUUACUUGACAGGUGCCUUGAUGAUAUGGAAUUGAUGGUCAAAUUCGUUGACAAGACCGCAAUUGAUCGUUUGAAAAUGGUUGCUUCAACUCCUUUUGUGAGAAUUACUUAUACAGAAGCAGUGAAGAAGCUCCAGGAAGCUACAGAUAAAAAAUUUGAGAAUAAAGUUGAAUGGGGGAUUGAUUUAGCAACUGAGCAUGAAAGAUACUUGAGUGAGGUCUUAUUCAAGAAGCCAGUCAUAGUGUAUGACUACCCGAAAGAUAUUAAAGCAUUUUAUAUGAGGCUCAAUGAUGAUGGAAAAACCGUUGCUGCAAUGGAUGUGCUUGUGCCCAAGGUUGGUGAACUGGUUGGGGGAAGCCAGAGAGAAGAGCGUUACGAUGUUAUAUGCAAAAGGAUUGUUGAUAUGGGAUUGCCUUUGGAGACAUACGAGUGGUACCUCGACCUCAGGCGCUACGGCACUGUGAAGCAUUGUGGAUUUGGUUUGGGAUUCGAGAGGUUGAUUCUUUUUGCCACUGGCAUUGACAACAUCAGGGAUGUCAUUCCUUUCCCACGGUACCCAGGGAGGGCAGAUUUAUAAGGAUGGAUAGCUUUGAGACUAAUGAUAUCGGUAAUACUUACAUUUGCCUAUUUGCCAAAACGGCUUGUUGUCCUUGCAUAAUUACAAGGAAAAUUACAAAAGCAAAACUCCUUGAUGUCUUAGUUAUGGAUUUCACUUAUGGGAUUGGUGAUGACCUUGAAGCCCAUUUUUUGUACUCUUUUUACGUUGUUACAUCUGCUUACGGUAAUUGUGAUCAAACUGAAAAAUUGCUGACCAUAUUUUCUUAUUUAUACAUAUACUUCCUCCGUUUCACAA